This is a messenger RNA of Camellia sinensis, 744 nucleotides long. Its product is annotated as putative glutathione S-transferase. NCBI's taxonomy places the organism in Eukaryota, Viridiplantae, Streptophyta, Magnoliopsida, Ericales, Theaceae. Gene Ontology annotation, molecular function: glutathione transferase activity. Gene Ontology annotation, biological process: glutathione metabolic process. The record is from RefSeq and is a predicted model, not a curated record. Gene Ontology annotation, cellular component: cytoplasm.
UUGAAUACUUGUCAAGUAAAUACAUAUAAUCUUGGUGGCCAAGAAACUCCUAGUAUGGCUCCUCUAUAAGAAGCCACCAAGUCCAUGAAUAAAAAACCAACCUCAAACUUAAAAGAGCUAAGAAUUUCUAAAAUGGCUGAACAAGUGAAGUUGUUGGGACAUUGGGCAAGUCCUUUUAAUUGCAGAAUUGAGACAGCCCUGAAAUUGAAGGGCGUCCAAUACGAAUUCAUCCAAGAAGAUCUCCAAAACAAGAGUCCUCUUCUUCUCAAGUGCAACCCCAUUCACAAGAAGAUUCCAGUGCUCUUACACAAUGGAAAGCCCAUUUGUGAGUCACUUGUCAUUCUUGAGUACAUUGAUGAGACCUGGAAAGGCACUCCGAUCUUCCCUGAAGAUCCUCAUGAGAGAGCCAUAGGGCGUUUCUGGGCCAACUUCAUAGAUGAGAAGUGCUUGCCUGCAAUAAAGAAGGCUUUUUUUACCAAAGACGAUAAGGCCAUUGAAGAAGCAAGUGAGCUCCUGCAAACAUUGGAAGCCCAACUGAAUGAUAACAAGUUUUUUCGAGGAGACAACGUCGGUCUGGUAGACAUUGUCGCAAACUUGUUUGGAUAUUGGGUAGGAGUGAUUCAGGAAGCAAUGGGUGUUGAGUUGUUGACAGAAGAGAAAUUUCCCAGACUCCGCAAAUGCAUCGAUGAGUAUGACAAUUGCAAUGUCAUCAAAGAAUGUCUGCCUCCCAUUAAGAGAAAUUAA